This is a messenger RNA of Chlorella variabilis, 3282 nucleotides long. RefSeq lists its product as hypothetical. The transcript is spliced from 26 exons. Lineage: Eukaryota; Viridiplantae; Chlorophyta; Trebouxiophyceae; Chlorellales; Chlorellaceae. The coding region runs from base 10 to 3282 and encodes 1090 amino acids. Gene Ontology annotation, cellular component: cytoplasm. The record is from RefSeq and is a predicted model, not a curated record. Gene Ontology annotation, biological process: protein refolding; cellular response to unfolded protein. Gene Ontology annotation, molecular function: misfolded protein binding; ATP binding; ATP-dependent protein folding chaperone.
GUAAACGGCAUGGCAGCCGCUGUGCCAGCGGGCAGCUUGCCGGCAAUCGCCGACACAUUUGGGGACUUGCUUCAGGCCAACCCCGCUCAGGCCGUGGCAGCUGCAAGCCACUGCGUUGCCUACCUGCUGCCACGUCAACUUGGCAACACGAUUUCAGGCAGCGGAGGAGAGGCAGGCAUAGCAGCCGGAGAGGCAGAUGUGGCGGCAGCAUUCAACAACGCCAUGGCAGCAUGCAAGUACGAGUGGGGAGUUGCGGCGGCGCUGGACGGCGCCACAAGCCUCGACGCCGCACCCUUCCAGUGCGCAACGAUCCGGGACUGGGAUGACAUAAGUGUGUUGAACGCUGCCUUCAUGGCAGCCUCCGCAGCUUGGCACCGCAGGCUAGGCACCCGCCUCUCGGAUGCGGACAGAUCAGCAACAGAACGGCAACUGCAGUGCCUGACUGUGUGCUAUUUGGAGGCUCUGACGGCGCGGCCAGGCUGGCCAGGCGACCCUGAUGGCAGCGACGCGGCCCUGACCUUCGCAGCGCUCAACUUCAUGUUUUUCACCCCCACGUGUGCCGACCUCCUGUUGGCCAACCAUGCCGGCCCUGUGGCAAUGCUACAGGCCAUGGAGGGCAUUCUGCGCAGUCGGCCUUGCAGCGAGUCGCAGCACGGCGUCGUGACAUUUUCCUGGGUGCUGCAGCUGCCCGGCGAGCUGCCACACCUGGCGCCCCUGCUCCUGCGGCAGCGUGCGUUGAUGCGCCUGCUGUGCCAGCUGGCGUCCAAGCCGCCAGCAGAGAUCGACAGCUCCUUCCCCACCAGUGAUGUCGCACCGCACCAGACCAGCCAGAUGCUGCUGCACCUGUUCAGGCGGGUGGCAGCCUAUGUGAAGGGGAGCGGCGGCAGCGGCGGGGGCGGCACCAGCCUGCACCCUGAACCGCAGCAGGCAGGGGCCGAGCCGCCAGCCGUGCUUGCCCUGCAGCAGUGCGAGCCUGCAAGCUUGGGGCUGGCUGAUCUGGCAGGCCUGCUGCAGGCCUACGUCGACAGCCAGCCCAGCAGCGCCAGCCUGCCCCUGCCGGCAGCCCCCAUGACGCCUGAGGUUGCGGUGCAGCGAGCCCGAGCCCUGGCCCUGCGCAGCUGCGCCAACCCGCGGUGCACCGACCUGUCUGGUCCCAGCGAGGCGGCGCUGCGGGGGCGGCGCUGCGGCGGGUGCGGCGUGGUGCGCUACUGCAGGCACCCGGCAGACAAAAUGGCGCCUAGCAGCAAGGAGGCGGCCAUCGGGAUCGACCUGGGCACAUGCUUCAGCUGCGUGGGCGUGUGGCGGGACGGCGGGGUGCAGAUCAUCGAGAACGACAGCGGCAGCCGCACCACCCCCUCCAUGGUGGCGUUCACCGAUGAGGAGCGGCUGGUGGGGGAGGCGGCCCGCAACCAGGCCGCCCAGAACCCUGUCAACACCGUGUUUGACGCCAAGCGCCUCAUCGGCAUGCGCUUCUCGGACCCCUCGGUGCAAGGCGACAUCGAGCACUUCCCUUUCAAGGUGGUCAAGGCCGACGGAGACAAGCCGUCCAUCCAAGUGAUGUACCGCGGGGCCACCAAGACCAUGGCACCUGAGGAGGUCUCCGCCCUGGUGCUUUCCAAGAUGCGGGACAUCGCCGCCGCCAAGCUGGGCACGCCCGUCACCAAGGCAGUCAUCACAGUGCCAGCAUACUUCACUGAUGCGCAGCGCCAGGCCACCAAGGAUGCGGGCGCCAUUGCUGGGCUGGAGGUGCUGCGCAUCAUCAACGAGCCCACCGCCGCCGCCAUCGCAUAUGGUCUGGACAAGGCGGCGCAGGACGAUGAGGGGCGCAACGUGCUGAUUUUCGACCUGGGCGGCGGCACCUUUGACGUGUCGCUGCUCACGAUUGAGGACGGCAUCUUCGAGGUCAAGGCCACGGCGGGCGACACUCACCUGGGCGGAUCCGACUUCGACUCCCGCCUCGUGUCACACUUUGCUGACGAGUUCAAGUGCAAGACGGGGAUGGACCUGACCGGCAGCGCGCGCGCGCUGCGCCGCCUGCGCACCGCGUGCGAGAGGGCCAAGUGCACGCUGUCGGCCUCGGUGACGGCGGCGGUGGAGCUGGACCACCUGUUUGAGGGCAACGACUUCUUCUCCUCCAUCUCCCGCGCCCGCUUCGAGGAGCUGUGCCAGGACCUGUUCAACAAGUGCAUGGAGCCGGUGGUCAAGAUCACCGUGUACGAGGGGGAGCGGGCCAAGGUGGAGGACAACUCGCCGCUGGGCACAUUCGACCUGACGGGCAUCCCGCCCGCGCCGCGCGGCAUCCCGAAGAUCAAGGUCUCCUUCUCCAUAGACGCCAACGGCAUCCUGAACGUCAGCGCCAAGGACACUGGGUCAGGCAAGGUCAGCCAGAUCACCAUCACCGAGACCGGCAGGCUCAGCGCCGACGAGCUGGAGCGGCUGGUGCAGGAUGCGGAGCGGCACAGGGCUGAGGACGAGGAGGUGAAGGAGAAGGCGGAGGCGCGCAGCUCGCUGGAGAACUUCCUGUAUGGGGUCAAGCACUCGCUGGCGGACCAGAGCAUCAAGUCCAAGCUGAGCCCCGACGACAUCCAGAGGGCGGACGACGAGGUGGAGAGCGCGCUGCGCUGGAUCGCCACCAACCAGGCAAGGCCCGCCCACCAGCCCGGUGGCGGCAGGCUGCUGGAUGCUGAGCGGUACGAGGAGAAGAAGAAAGAGGUGGAGGCGGUCACUGCCCCCAUUUUCUCUGGCCUGUACGGCGAGGGAGGCGGCGGCGCGGGCGCGGGCGCUGGCGCGGGCGCUGGCGCGGGCAUGGGAGGCAUGGGAGGCAUGGGAGGCAUGGGCGGAAUGGGUGGCAUGGGCGGAAUGGGGGCCAUGGGGGGUAUGGGCGCAAUGGGCGGCAUGGGAGGGGCCUAUAAAUUUGACGACAUGGGUGGCAGCAGCGACGACGACGACGUGCCGCCGCUGGUGCCACCCGAGGAAGGCGGGUACGGCGGCGGCGGCGGCUUUGGUGGCGCGGGCGUGCCCUACACGCCGGCCGGCGCCGCGGGAGGGGCUGCCUAUGACAGCGACGAUGACGAUGACGGGCCUCCUGCGCUGGAGGAGGUGCAGGACGCCGCACCAGGCGGGUACGGCGCCGGCGGCUUUGGCGCAGGAGCAGGCGGCUUUGGCACCGGGGCCGGCAAGUUUGGCGGAGCGGGCGGCGUGGGCGGGUUUGGCAAGCCGGCGGCGGCUGCGUUUGAUGCUGGGGACGACUCAGACGAUGAUGAGCCUCCAGGCCUGGAUUGA